This is a messenger RNA of Tachysurus fulvidraco (yellow catfish), 5612 nucleotides long. It is a transcript of the gene nup153, whose product is annotated as nucleoporin 153. Gene Ontology annotation, cellular component: nuclear pore. The record is from RefSeq and is a predicted model, not a curated record. The transcript has 22 exons. Gene Ontology annotation, biological process: protein import into nucleus; RNA export from nucleus. The coding region runs from base 93 to 4457 and encodes 1454 amino acids. NCBI's taxonomy places the organism in Eukaryota, Metazoa, Chordata, Actinopteri, Siluriformes, Bagridae. Gene Ontology annotation, molecular function: structural constituent of nuclear pore.
GGCUGACGGUAUAUUGGAGGUUGUUUGCUGUGAGCUGUUGACAGGAGGACGGCGCUCUCCGGCGCAGUGAAGUAACAGUGCGUGCUUUAGCCAUGGCGGCCACAGGAGGAGGGAAAAUCAGAACGAGACGAUAUCACAUCGUGUCUAAACCUUACGGCAAGGCUAAACAGCAGCCUGGACUGAUCAGUCGAGUAACAGACACCGUGAAGAGCAUAGUCCCCUCUUGGCUGCAGAAGUACUUUAAUAAUGGAGAGGUAGCUGAAGGAGGAGAGACCCAUGUGCAAGUUGAGCAGAACAACAUACCUACUCCUCCCAAUGGCAAUCAGGAACCUGCUCCGCUCCCUGAUGGAUGCGACUCCCCAGAACCCAGCACCAGUAACGCAGAACCCUCUACAAGCAGAGCGUCUUUGAACUUCCAGGACGUUCUCUCCAGACCUCCGCUCAACCGCUCCCACCUACAUUUCCCUUCCCAAGACGGAUCCCCAGCACUUGGGGGCUCUCUCUUCUCCCAGCCUUCCACAUCUACAGCUCCCUUUCCUGCAAGCCCCUUUGCCGUAAGCUCAAGCUUCUCUCUGGUGAAGGAGAUCAAGGACUCUAGCUCUCAGCACGAGGACGACAAUAUCUCCACCACGAGUGGCUUUUCAUCAAGAGCGUCUGAUAAAGAUGUACCCACGUCAAAGACUGCACCACUCCUCUGGUCCCCUGAGAUGGAUCGCACACAUACCGGAUCACAGCCGGCUCACGCUGGUCUCAAGAGGCCAGCUUUCAAUCUGUCAGUCUUUGGCACUUCCUCAUCAUCUGUGAUGAACAGUUCGGUGCUGAACUCCACUCAGCUGGGAGAUUCUCCCUUCUAUCCAGGGAAGACUACUUAUGGUGGCGCUUCAGCAGCCAAGACUGCUCGUUCACGACCGGGCACGCCUUAUCAGGCUCCUGUGAGGAGACAGAUCAAGGCCAAACCGGCAGGAGCUCAGCCGUGUGGAGUGACCAGCGCCACAGCCAGACGCAUCCUGCAGUCACUAGAGCGCAUGUCUAGCCCUCUUGCUGAUGCGAAAAGAAUUCCAUCAGCAGUUUCCUCUCCUUUAUCAUCAUCAUUGAAUCGCACAGAUCUAGAUGUUCAUUUCCAGUCUAAGAGGAAAAAGCUGGAACCGGCUGUCCCGCCUGUGCAGAAACUGGUGAUCCCAGCUGCCGCAGCUGUGUCUGGGAACCGCUCCGUGUCUUUCCGCCCUUCGCUAACUCCUGGAUCUGUUAGCAGAGGUGUGGAAAAGGGCAGCAAGGAGACGCCUGUUAGACGGUCCCCUCAUAUCCCAGAUGCAAUUCCAGCUGCCACACCAAGCACAAGCAGCCUGUCGUACCCGUUGUCCAGUACACCUGCUAUCUGCAUCACGGGUGGCGGCAAGAUGAAGCGAGAAAGGAGCAUCCGCCCUUCCACCAAAAGACCUGAUGACGAGGUUGCUGAAGUGCCGAAUCUGCCUGCUGUCUCUCUGCCGAUCAGUAACUUCAAGCUGCCUACUUUCAGUUUCUCAUCCCCACCCCCUGCAUCGACCCUCACCCCGAGCACCAGGCCAAUGCCACUGGUCUCUGAGCAAGCAGCCAACAGCAAGGGGACAAAUGCUGUGUCUACAUCCGUUUCUUUUACCUUUUCUUCACCCAUUGUCAAGGCAACAGCUGGCAGUCCAAUGUCCUUUUCUCCAUCAUCUGAAUUUACCUUCAGCGCACCUACUAUGAAGACUGCAACUUCCAUGUCAAAUGGGAAACUUGCUCUAGCAGUAUCUGCAUUAAAACCAACCAGCGAACAUAGCGAGGAGUUUGAUGGGCCUUUCAAACCUGCUAAGACUUUAAAGCAGGGUAGUGUUCUGGAUAUCCUUAAAGGACCCGGUUUUGCUCCUCCAGCCCAGACCUCCUCUGAAACAGAACCCACAAAGUCGACACGCAGCACAUCUGUACAUACACCCUUGACUUCUCUCUCUGGGUUCGGAGAGAAGUUUAAACCUGCAGCAGGAUCAUGGAACUGUGGCACCUGCCUGCUGCAAAACAAAUCCUCAGACAAAAAGUGUGUGGCCUGCCAGGCUCCACAGCCCAGCACAGACUCUUCAUCCAGGUCGGACAGUAAACCUGUGAAAGCCCCCGCUGCUAGUCAUAGUUCUUUGUUUGCCCCGCCAGCUGGAAGCUGGGAAUGUGACACGUGUCUGGUGCAGAACAAGCCUGAGGUGGUUAAAUGUGUAGCGUGCGAAACAUCCAGGCCAGGAACUGGAGUAAAGCCUGCACUGACUCGGCCUCCUGUCUCUGAGGUCUCCUUAACACCUACUGCUUCUUCUACCCCAGCCACCAGUUCCACAACCACCACCACAUCUGGACUAAGUUUGGCUGACAAGUUUAAGAAGCCAGAGGGGGCAUGGGAUUGCGACGUAUGCAUGGUUCAAAAUAAAGCACAGGAUUCUAAGUGUGUAGCGUGUCAGAGCGCUAAACCAGGAGUAUCAGCAGUACCGUCAUUCCAAGCACCUUCAUCCCUGCCUCCUGCAUCUACACCAGCAAGUAGUGCUCCUCUUUUGGGAUUUGGUGACCAGUUCAAGAAACCUGAGGGCAGUUGGGAGUGUGACGUCUGCUGUGUUCAAAACAAGGCUGAGGACCAGCAGUGUGUGGCCUGCCAAUCAACCAAACCGGGAGCUAAAGUAGAAACCAAAGGUAUUGGCCCUCAGACAUCCAGCACUAAUUCAACCUCAAGUGCAUUCAAAUUUGGUUCCUCAAAUUCAAGCUCUGCUGAAUUGAAAUUUGGUGGCACUUUUUCAAACUCCACCUCCGCAAUGUCCUUUAAAUUUGGCAAUGCUCCUUCAGACUCUGCUGCAACUUCUGUAGGCUUCAAAUUCGGAGGCGCUUCCUCAGAACGCACCUCAACAGGUGCCAGUUCAACUGAGAGUUUCAAGUUUGGUGGCGCAUCAGAUGGCUUUAAAUUUGGAGCAGCCUCUACUUCUGAAUCGACGAGUGAAGAGAAAAAGAGCGAGACUCAAAAUUCUGCGCCUGGUUUUAAGUUUGGAGGAAGCGGUGCAAGUGUCGGCUCUGGCUUUAAAUUUGGAGCAGCCUCCACUUCGGAAUCAACAAGUGAAGAGAAAAAGAGCGAGUCUCAAAAUUCUACUGCUGGUUUUAAAUUUGGAGGAAACCCUAUAAGCACUGCUACUACAACUGCAUCAGGGGGCUUUGCAUUUGGGCUUUCAAAACCUGAAGACAAAACGGGGUCCAAUCUGUUGUUCAGUUUGUCAGUGCCUAAAGCCAAAGGUGAAAAGGAAGACCCUCUUCCAUCCCCAGAUGCUGUUUCUGAGUCUAACACAGCUGAAUUGUUUGGAGAGGGAACCCCACAGGAGACUUCGACCACUACUUUCAUGUUUGGUAAACCAGAGGAGAAAAAGGAUACCUCAAGUGGCUUUCUGUUCACUGGAGCCAAGGAGGCUGACAAACCUGCACCCUCUGUGGGCUUCAGUUUCAGCAAGCCAGACCCUCCAAAGGAGCUCCCCAAACCUUCAUUUGCAUUUGGAAAACCUGCUGAGCCCACAGAAACCACAAAGCCAGCAUUUGGCUUUGGACAGAAUGCCACAGACAAUACAGCACCAAAGCCUACGUUUGCUUUUAUGGGUAGUUCAGCCGCCACCCCUGCCUCCAAUAGUCUUGCACCCAGCCUCUUUGGGACUCCCAGCAGUUCGAGCCAAGCCCCCAACCCUGCUCCAAACAGCAACUUUGUUUUUGGCCAGAGUUCCUCUUCAGAUGCACCUUCCAAGAGCUUUAUGUUCGGGCAGCAGCAGCAAGAAACCCAGCCAGCUUCAGUAGAACCCUCUGCUGGUCCUAAUCCAGUACCAACUUUCGUCUUUGGCUCUGUGAGCAAUUCAAACGCAUCACCAUUCGCCUUCGGCGGUGCAUCUUCUACACCCACGUCUACAGCUCCUGCACCUUCUGCAGCUCCAGCUCCAUUUGGGUUUACUGCCACCACUUCCACCUCUGGCUUUGGCUCUGGACAGACCCCAGCAUUUGGCUCUGCACAGUCCACUGUUCCAGCUUUUGGCUCAGCUGCAUCCUCUUUCACAGCCACAGCAUCAGCAGCUCCUGCCUUUGGAGUUAAGCCUAGCGCUCCUUCCGUGUUCGGCCAGCAGCCCAACUCAACACCUGCUUUUGGGUCAUCUACUGCCUCUUCUGGACAAGGAGCCUUCCAGUUUGGGGGAGCCACAGCUUUUGGGGUAACUGGUAGCAACAACAGCAAUGUGUUUACAUUUGGAGGAGGGUCUGGAGGUACAGCCAGUCCUGCAGCAUCUCCAGCCAUGCCUGCACAGCCAGCAGCACCUGUAGGAGGCUUUGGCUUCUCACAGUCCCCGGCCUUCAAUAUCGGGUCAGUAAAGAGUUCCAGCCCGGCACCGGCUGGACAGCAUGGCAUCGCCGGCCGAAAGAUCAAAACUGCUGUCCGGCGUAGGAAGUAAAGCUGGAGAUGAUUCAGACUGCCUCACCUUUAGAACAAACACUGAAGUACUUAGUAUUUUGAGCUUGGUACAAACUGCUCUCUAUUGCCAGGAGAUUUGUUUUGCAGUCGAGGGUCAUUGGUAGACUGUGGAGCCCUGGCCCUCUGACUGAAAUUCACAGAGACUCAAAAACGUGAAAUAAAUGAAUACAAUCAAGCAAAAACCUUACCUUGUGCAGGAACGGUAUAUCUAUUUUCAGCAUCUGCAAUAUUGGCGAGAUUUGCGCAUGACUUUUUGUAAGGAAAGCAUACCAUGCAAAAACAAAUUUAGGGCAGUGACAAAUAGGUUUUACUUGGGUGAUCUGCAGGUAAAUCUGCACGUGGCAGAGAAAAGGACUUGUUGCUGUAUGUACAGUGAGGUGAGUGUUCCUGUGUCCUGAAUGAAGCAUUUUCUUUUUUUUGCGCGCAGAUUUGUAUGUAUGUGUGGUUUCUUUGUACAAUUGUGCUGGUUGAAAAAUGGAGGCAAAUGAAUGUGUUUAAGGAAAGGGCUGGGUGGAAGUGUGGGUUACACCCACGUGCUGUCGAUUUAGUAAGUGGAAAAUGUAGCCCUGCCGCUCUCCUCAGAACCUCUGUAAAUCUGCACUUCUAAGUCUGCUCAAGUUCAUCCUCAAAUGUUCUUUUAGUCCCUCCUUCUCUCCUCCUAUUACUCUCCCAUUUUCAUGUUUCUCGAUUCUCUACGCCUCAUCUACACCUUUUUGUCUCCUGCCUUUUGAAUAUUAUUAAAAAAAAUUGUAAAUAGUAACUUUUUUUUUUAAUCUGUGAAGUUUGAGUGUUAAACAAGCUUAUUUUUCAUUUUCUUUUUUUUUUUGUCUUUUAGAAUUUAUGUAAAGCCCUUAAUUCAAAGUUACCCAAAUCCAUUUAAAAAUGACCUUAAAUGCAAAUUGGGGAUCCUUUGAAGACUAAAGGUAUAUUGGCAUUUCUGAUCCACUUUUGUUUGGACCAAAACCAGUAUUGUAAAAAGUGUUAAGUAUAUAUUUUUCUAUUGCUUGUUUAAAUGGACUUAGGGUGACUUUGGAUCAUAAGGACAUCUACUUAAUUUUAAAGCCAUGAUAAUUAUUACUGAACAAGUGAUAAAUAAAACCAUGGAUAAUUGCCAUCAAUAAAAUUAUGAAACGAU